Messenger RNA from Yamadazyma tenuis ATCC 10573, 3254 nucleotides. It is a transcript of the gene GBP2, whose product is annotated as single-stranded telomeric DNA-binding/mRNA-binding protein. Gene Ontology annotation, molecular function: mRNA binding. The record is from RefSeq and is a predicted model, not a curated record. Lineage: Eukaryota; Fungi; Ascomycota; Pichiomycetes; Serinales; Debaryomycetaceae. Gene Ontology annotation, cellular component: nucleus; cytoplasm; ribonucleoprotein complex.
GCGCGACUACAUCCAAGUUUCAACAAUCAAAGCCAAGAUGCUGGAAGAAGGGCAUUGGAAUAUUAUCACGGCUUCACUUCAAGACGUGUGUAAUACCAAUGAAUCAACCCACUUUGAUAAUAUUUACGCCGAUUAUUUAUCAGAUCCUAGCAAGAUACCAACCUCCGAAGAAGAGUUAGAGAAGUUAGUCAAAGAGGUGUCAGACCAUAAGAGCAACAUCGAAACUGCCAAAAGACUUAUUGAAACAUGCCAGCAAAAUCUUCAGAUUCUUAUAACGAGUGUUCAGAAACAUUCUAGUGCAAUAAAUACCAGGCAAUCCAGAGGUUCUACCGCUAAGAUCGAAACAAACACAUUGUCAACCUCUACUCCCGGUAAUAAGGCUGUUUCAAAAUCGAACACCAAAAAGCAGAAGAAGGUUGGAAGACUGUUCCAUACGUCGAAGCUAAACUGGUCAGAACCUAUCAUUGUUGGUUCAGAAGUUGCGUACAAAUUGAGGAACAGACAUUCCGAAGAAUGGAUUCAGUGUGAGGUGACGAAAAUAAUUGGUGAUGGAGUUAAGUUUGAAGUUAGAGAUCCUGAACCAGAUGAGAAUAACAACCCUGGACAAACCUUCAAAGCGAACUACAGAGAAGUGAUUUUGAUAGUUCCCGAAGCAGAAAUUGCUCUGAAUCCAAAGAUCCUACCAAAUUAUACAUAUGGAGCUAAAGUUCUUGCUCGGUACCCAGAAACCACCACUUUCUAUCCAGCAAUGGUAGUUGGUACCAAGAAGGAUACUACUGUCAAAUUGAAGUUUGAUGGGGAAGAAGAAGCCAACAAGGAAACUGAAGUCGAGAGAAGAUUAGUUUUACCAUUUCCAGAAAAGAGUUAGAUUGCCUCUAGUGUACAAUAAUGUAAUAUAAGAACACCAAACAUAAGUAUGUCGACUUAGAUUCCUCUCGAAAGCAGGUUUGUCCCCUUAUAUAGGGCAGAAUUUACGAGAUAGUCGUGCGUAGCGUGUGGGUGCUUUGAUGUUGAAAAGACCUCGCACUUUUUCAACAACUAAAGUUAGAAAAUUACGCUGGAAGACACUAGACAUGGACAUUGACGACUAUUCAAGAGAUCGCUCACGUUCUCCAGUCAGAAACAGGUCAAGAUCCCCCGUGGAUAGAAACAGAGAUAGAGAGGGAGAGUCCUAUACUUCUGGUGGAAGAAGAGACUACGGGUCAGAGAGAAGUUACAGAGGGCGUGGAAGAGGCAAUGUCUAUAGGGGUCGUGGAGGUAGAGGUGGAGGAUUUGGCACUAGAGGUGGUAACAGGGGAGGUUAUAAUAGCUCAUAUACGAGUUAUGCAACACCCGAAGAAGCUGCUAUUGAGUACAAGAGUAAAACAGAAAGGAACUACGAUAACUCCAUCUUCAUUGGAAACAUUCCUUAUGAUGCCGGCCCUAAAGACAUUGAAGAUAUGUUCAAAGGGCAGUAUAAAGUUAGACGUGCUGAUAUUGUUACAAAUCGUGGGAGAUCUAGAGGAAUGGCAACGGUAGAGUUCAGCUCCAAAGAUGAGGUUAAAUCAGCAAUUGAAAAAUUCGAUCACUACGAGUAUAGAGGAAGACAAAUUUUUGUUAGACAAGACUACCCUCCUCCUGAGGAGAAAAGGGUAUCUAUGGAGCAACCAGGAGAGAAGUUUAGUAACAGGACUCCACCUUCUAGGGAAAGAUACACUUCUUCAGUCAAGCAAAGUCCUUUAGUUCCCGAGCCAGGAACUGAAAUAUUCGUAGGAAAUCUACCAUAUUCUAUGAAUUGGCAAGCAUUAAAAGACUUGAUGAGAGAAGCCGGUGAAGUGGAGAGGGCUGAUGUUAGACUCGAUCAAAAGGGAAAAUCAAUGGGCUAUGGUACAGUUGUAUUUAAAACUCCAGAAGAAGCCAAAUUGGCAUUGAACACUUUUGCUGAUUAUGAGAUUGAAGGCAGAAAGUUGAGUACUAGACCAGGUAGAACACAUGAGUCUACUAUACAGCCAAAAGUUGACAAGAAUACCAAAUUCACAAAGGAUAUCAUAGCAGAUGGAUUGAAGUCAGACACCAUUUAUGUCGAGAACUUGCCAUAUGUUACCACCGUUGAUGAUUUAUAUGAAUUAUUUGAAACGAUAGGUAAGGUUACAAGAGCCGAAAUACAGUAUGCGCCACAUGGUAGGGCUUCGGGAAAUGCAGUAGUUCGUUUCGAACUGGAUGAAUUGGCUGAAUUGUCAAUUGCCAACUUGAACAGUUAUAAUUAUGGAGGUAGGGACUUAAAGAUCAGUUAUGCCAACAAACCAGGAAGUGCUUACAAGAUGGAGACCAAAGAGAAUGAAACAGAAGAAGUGGAUAUGGAGGAAGGGGAUAAUGAAGUUAUUGAUGCACCAACAGCCGAAGAACCGGAAGCCAUUGAAGUUCAAGAUGAUCAAAUGGCCAAUUAAACUUGGAAGAGGCAGCAGUAUACUUUUUUUCCUAAUGCAUACAAGGACUUAGCAUCCAAUCAAGCAAAUACGGAGCAUGUAAUUCGUUUAAAAAGUUUUGUAGUUUUAUUGAGUUCGAAUAAAUAGGCUGCACAUUUCGCAGCAUGGUGAGCUUAAAUUGAUUCUUCCUUUACAACGAUUCAAUUGAAUCAAUUGAAAAAGAAAUGGGACUUGAAUUGAAAGAUGGCGAAAGUCUACACGCCAAUAUCAAAGGGACACCUGAAGGAUAUACUGGAACAACGAAACUAAAAAGUACCAAAACUAGCUAUGUUUUAUUGCUUUUGACAAUUAUUAUAUGCCUUCUUAUAUUUCAUUUCAGGAACAAGAUUGCCGAAUUUCACGACAGAUUACGAACAAAACGAAGAAUGAGAUAUGCUAAUUUGUCACAAGGGUUUCAAGAUGAUCUCGAAAGCGGACUCAAUAGUGAUGCUUUUAACAUUUUAAGCGGUAACUCGAAUGACCAUAGACAAGGAUUGGAAGAGAAUGCCAAAGCUGCAAUCUACCAAUUAAUGCAGCAAAAGCUGCUCACAUUCGAUGAGGCCCGUCUAGAGUAUACCAAACUGCAAUUUGGAGAGCAUAAUAUCGAUAGUAACGGGGUUCCUCUAGAUCCUAAGACCGUGACUUUCUCCGGAUAAUCUGGAGUCGUGGCCUCACCAUAGUCCGGGGGGGGGGGGCUAACUGCGUGUGUGAGGCUAAAUCGUGCACCUUGUGUGUAUGCAAGAAUAUUUUAUCUGCUUAUAGCUAAUGAGUUACUGUAUAUGGGAAUAUUAAAAAUAUUAUGUUUUAAGG